CUCGUCUCCAAAGGAUACUUGACAUACUAAACAUCGUAGGCACUCCACGAAACCGGAAAAGGUAAGUGUAUCGGGUAAGCUUUUCGCACUUCAACUAAGAAAAUCAUCCUUCUACACUAAACCCGAUCGUAAGUAUGGAGAACGUUUUCAAUUUCACGGUGCAAGCCAAUUCUACCAAUUCUACAGAGCCACCCCAAUUCCCGCCAUGUGAGCAGGUGGUAUGUCCGGAGAUCGAGAUGACCGACUAUGAUUAUACCCAGGAAAACCAGGCGAACUACUCGGAGGAUGUAAAAAUGAUUGACGCGCAUACCCUUCCCCAGCAGGCCCAGGGACUAGUAUUGGGUGAGCCGUUUCUGAAAAAGGAUGACAAAACUAAACAGAAGUCGAAGCAGACUAUUAUACUACACUCGGCUGAGACUCAAACUGAGCCUCCUUCAAGUUUCGAGGUUGGAAUCUUUGAGUUGCUGAGGGAGAAAAAGAUCUACUCUGUCACUUACGAGAAAGGCAAGCUUGAGGUUAACAUCGAGUAG
Daldinia loculata is the source of this 530-nucleotide messenger RNA. RefSeq lists its product as uncharacterized. The record is from RefSeq and is a predicted model, not a curated record. Bases 135 to 530 code for a protein of 131 amino acids. NCBI's taxonomy places the organism in Eukaryota, Fungi, Ascomycota, Sordariomycetes, Xylariales, Hypoxylaceae. The transcript has a single exon.